[Torrubiella] hemipterigena is the source of this 3452-nucleotide messenger RNA. The record is from the annotation of a GenBank genome assembly. Lineage: Eukaryota; Fungi; Ascomycota; Sordariomycetes; Hypocreales; Clavicipitaceae.
GUGCGACUCGCGGUCCUAUGUGAAUUGCUGUCCAUGCUGUCAACUGCCCAACCCGACAGUUAAACUGUAGAAACACCGUUUAACCGCGAGCCUUUCAUCAUGGCAGAAGAAGGCCUUUUUGGCGAGUGCUAUAUGGCAUUUGUGCCUAGCAACUCGCUAACGCCAAAGCACAUUAGCGACAUGAGUGCCAUUGUUGAGAAGCAAGGCGCCACUGUCCUAGAUCCUCGCCGCGACGGAACGCUGGCCCUUGAAAAAGUCACCCAUCUGAUAUCCAACACGAUUGACUUCCAGCAAUAUGACGAGUCCCAGGGCAUGAUGAUCCCGGUUGUAACUAUGGGUUGGAUCAGUGCAUCAGUUGCCCGCAACAAGCUCGCCCAAGCUCGCCCCUUCUCCCCGGAUCCCCGCAUGAUAUUCUCUCAAGUAAUCGUUUCUUGCGCCGACUUGCCCAUUACGGACAAAGAAAGCAUUAUCGGUGCAACCAUGGCAAUGGGAGGCCAAGAGACAAAAGACGUCAACAGACUGACAACCCACAUAUGUGCUCUAUCGAUGGACUCCCAGAGAGUCCAGAUUGCGAAGUCAAAGGGGUGGAAGGGCAAAGUAGUGUUGCCUCACUGGUUCGAUGACUGUUUCCGUCUAGGCAAGAGAAUUGAUGAGACACCAUACGUUCUCCCAGACCCUGAAAUUUUGCGCAAAUCUGCCGACGACGCCCUCGACAUUCCCGACUCAACGAACCUCGACGGAGCCACGUCCGCAAAUCCCAAGUGGUUACCGCUUCCGCCAGACUCUGAAGUUGCUAGAGCCCCGGCUACUGUAUUUGAACACCACAAAAUCCUUCUCUCAGAUGACCUGAAUAUUACACCGAGACUGGCAGCUGUUGUCCAGGACAUCAUCAUCAACGGCGGUGGCAGGUUGGUCCGCGAUGUCGAAAACUGCGACAUGUACAUUGGCCAAUAUCGUGACGGCUCCGACUAUGUUAAAGCUGCACAAGCUGGUCGCGAUGUAGGAAACCUCGCAUGGCUCUUCUACUUGAUUGUGCAUAACGAAUGGACUUCGCCACUGCGUCGUCUCCUGCAUUAUCCAGUUCCCAGAAAUGGAAUCGACGGAUUCAAGGGUCUCAAAAUCACAGUGUCCAACUAUGGCGGCGAGGCAAGAAUAUAUCUAGAGAACCUCAUCAAGGCUUGUGGAGCAGAGUUCACAAAAACGAUGAAGGCAGAUAACACACACUUGAUCACAGCACGCGACUCGAGUGAAAAAUGCAAAGCGGCACCGGAAUGGGGAGUGGCAGUGAUAAACCACUUGUGGAUUGAGGAAAGCUACGCUAAGUGCGAGAUUAAGCCGAUGACCAUUAAGAAAUAUACACACUUCCCGCCGAGAACGAAUCUGGGCGAGAUCAUUGGCCAAACGUUCCUUGACGAGAGCACACUUCGCAGUGUUUUCUAUCCAGGGGAACCUAGCCCGUCACCGCAAGCUAAAAAGAAGAGAAAGGUUCUAGAAGCUGCGGUAGACAAGACCAAUCAAAAUACUGCCCCCGAGGAGGAGGAGGAGCCUGCGCAGGCUGUCUCUCCAGUAAGUGACGAGGAUGUGACAAUGGUUCACGACGAAAACGAAGCAAAGAAGCCGGCGAGAAAAUCAAAGACUUAUGAAACACCAAUCCGACCAAAGAGGGCAAAAGAAGAGCCGACAAGCGUGAUCUCUACUGGAGGUCGCAGUGCGAAAGCCAAGGCGAGAGAUUUACUGCAGAACAUUGCGCCAGAUAUUGAGCUGUACGAGAAGGAGAAGAAGCGUCAUGGCAAGUCGGCAGCGCCUUGGGGUGGCAAAAGAGCCGCUGAUCAGGUGGAAAAAGAGCGCGCUGCGAAACAGGAGAAGGAGGCUGCCAAGGAGCAAGAUGUUGAAGAUGACGAUGAUGAGGGUUCCAAGCGGUCAGCCAAGCGAUCACGGGUUUCACUUCCAGACGUUGAGACAAGAGUAGUCUUGACUGGCUUCACACGUUGGGUCGGAGACGUAUCAAAGGAGGGCCAAGACAGAAAAAAGUUGCGAGAACUUGGUAUAUUGAUUGUUCAAGAAGGGUCACCCUGUGACUACCUCGCAGCUCCGCAUAUUGUGCGAACGGUCAAGUUUCUGUGUGCCCUAGCUCGCGGACCGCAAGUCAUUUCGUCCACGUUUAUCGACAAGAUUCUCGAGACAAGCAAGGUGCCCGACGUGGAAAAAUUCCUCCUCAAGGACAAGGAGGCCGAGUCCAAGUACAACUUCAAACUCGUCACAUCUGUCGCACGGGCCAAAGCCAACCGCGGCAAGCUCCUACAGGGCGUCCCUGUAUACUGCGCGGAAAGCAUCCGCAACGGCUCCGACAGCUAUCGGGCCAUUGCCGAGGCCAAUGGUGCGAUCUUCAAGAUUUACCGCGCGCGCAGCGGCACCACCAUCAAACCCACGACAGCUGAGGAAGACGGACAUGCGCCACCUGAGCCUGUCUAUCUCUUGAGCGGUGCUAGCCCUGAGGAACGCAAGUUGUGGCCCAAGUUUGAGGACAUGGCGAGAAAGGGCAACAUGGAGCCACGCAUCGUCACGCCAGACUGGCUGCUAGAUGUCGCCAUGGCGCAACAGGUCCGUUUUGACGAAAAGUUUCUAUCUGCCGCUCAGGAAUAAGCUGGGGUCUUCGUGUUAAUUAUGUGAAAGCAAAUAUAUACCGCUGUAUGCAGUAAGUGUGACGUCUGGUGCGGGAUUCGGUGGUCAGCCUGCCAUAGUUGCAGGUAGUAGUCGUGCCCUCUUUUAGGGAUCUUGAAUAGUUUUUGAUAGUCAAUAUUUCAGAAGAACUUGACACCAAGCGAGUCCUCUUGUCCAAAGAUCUGUGCCUUGCCCCGUUUGACAAGCACAUUAAGGGCUUUGCGGAGAAUCUCAGCAUCGAUACCGUGAAGAUCUACACACACGCACAAAGUUAGCCCUUGCUUGUACCUCACUUCUAUACCCUCUGCCGGCAAACAUACCUGUUCCAAGAGUCGCAUCGCCCUCUGAGAGCUCAUAUAGUGUCAAAAUACUACCCUUAUGCGCCGUCUGGUCAACAAAUGCCUCCACGACAGCCGCCCACUCAUCAAUCGUCUUCCAGAAGAUAAAGACGACAUCCUGCGCGCCUUCGCUGACAUAGUCUGCCCUGCCUUCCUUGCGCAUAAAGUCAAACACGUCGCGGAUAUCAGCCGGCUGUAGGCGUCUGUUAAUGGCUUUAUUGUGGAAUAGGUCCGUUUCCGCAGCCGAGGACAGUGAGAGGCGGAACAUCUUGUGGUGGCGAGCGUAGGCGAGGACCAAGGCGCUCCAUUUUGUCAGCUGGGCGUGGUGUGUGGUAAGAUUUGUUUGGCGAGUAAAGAAGGGAGGGAAGCUGUAUUCGCGCGGAAAGCUAAAGGGAGCCGCGGCUGCGGCUGAUGCGGCCAUGAUUAGGUGAGAGGUAUGGUUAUUUGGUAGGG